This is a messenger RNA of Camellia sinensis, 522 nucleotides long. The record is from RefSeq and is a predicted model, not a curated record. NCBI's taxonomy places the organism in Eukaryota, Viridiplantae, Streptophyta, Magnoliopsida, Ericales, Theaceae.
AUCCGUUUUCUAUUAAAUUAAAUAUAAUGAUAAAUAGAAUAUAAGACAAGGUCAAGUUCAUUUCUCCACGUAUAAAUGCUACACUAAUAUCAAAUGUACACCAACAAACUGUGGAAGCAAGCAAUCUUAAAAAUCAAUCUAAGAAAAAUGAAGAACCAAUCUUCGAAUAUAUUUUGGCUUCUCCUCCUCCUCAUUCUUCAUCUCUCUGCCUCUUCAUCAUCAUCUGCACAACACCAUGAGCAGCCUCAACCACGCCAGGUCUAUAUUGUAUACAUUGGAGAACACAGUGGAGAGAAAAAGUCUCAUGAAAUUAAAGACAAUCAUCACUCGUAUCUGUUCUCUGUUAAGGGUUCCAAAGAAGAAGCUAAGGCCUCUCUUAUUUACAGCUACAAGAAUGUCAUCAAUGGCUUCUCGGCAUUACUCACACAGGAUGAAGCUUCCAAAUUAUCAGGUAAAUGUUUUGGCAUUAAAAAAAUUAGAAUUUGCAAAGAUAAUGUACAUCAAUAGCUUAUAAUAUAAAUU